Molecule: messenger RNA, 501 nt
Organism: Rhizophagus irregularis DAOM 181602=DAOM 197198
Lineage: Eukaryota; Fungi; Glomeromycota; Glomeromycetes; Glomerales; Glomeraceae
Molecular function (GO): protein binding
Source: RefSeq, a predicted model, not a curated record
AUGGCGAACUCAUUAAAAGUUUCAACAAGAUCAUCAUCACCAACAAAUAAUAAUAUAUCUGAUAAUAAUGCAAAUUAUUACCAACAACAAUACGUAUCUCCACCAAAUUCUCAUUCUUAUUAUUUGGGAUGGCCACCUUAUCCACCACCAUAUCCACCAUCACAUUUAUUUUCGUAUCUAUCAUCACAAGCAUUGUCAUAUUUGCCAUCAUCAUCACAUAUACAAUUUGCUUCAACUUUAGAUGUAGCAUCACAAACUUCACAAUCUACACCUUCAUUAUCUUAUAAAAUUACAGAACCAUCUAUAAAAGAUUUUUUAGAACUUCUUGACAAAAAGUUUGGAGAAGCAAGAUAUACAAUUUAUUUACAAAAAUUUGAAGAGGAGGAAAUUACAGUAUCACAACUUGCAGAAAUUAAUCCUGAAGUUUUAUUAAAUGAAUUUGGAAUAGAAAUAAUUGGUCGUAGAUUAAACUUAAUUAAAGAAGCAAAAAAUUUUCUCUGA